This is a messenger RNA of Rhagoletis pomonella (apple maggot), 2721 nucleotides long. RefSeq lists its product as uncharacterized. The record is from RefSeq and is a predicted model, not a curated record. The coding region runs from base 253 to 2487 and encodes 744 amino acids. Lineage: Eukaryota; Metazoa; Arthropoda; Insecta; Diptera; Tephritidae. The transcript is spliced from 6 exons.
AUGCUGCAAUUGCUACAUCGAUACAAAAUAUCGAUAUUUUCCAUGGAUCGAUGUUUUUUCGACAUUCCUAGGCAUCACACUUUUGCUGUCAGUUUGGGCAGCGGGUUUUCGCUGUUUUGUUUAUUUGUGGGUGUAUUUACGUUUAAUGUAUUAUAUUUAGCGUUUUUACGUGAAUAGUUGUUAAAACAAAUAUGUAAAAAAUUUAAGGAGUAGCAAGCGCUUGUAAAGUAACUCAGUGCGAAGUGUUUAAAAAUGCCUAAACCUAAAAAAAAUUUAUCAAGAAAAUCGAGAGGCGCAAGGGCAAUGGCCCGCAAACGGAGAAUGAUAUUCGCGGCGCGAGAAGAAGCAAUAAAUCAACUAAAUUAUACAGCAACUAAGGAGCAACUUCGAGAACUCAAAAGCAAACUGGCUGAACGCAAAUAUUAUUUUACUGAUCAGCAAACGCAAGUGCUUCUGCAAACAAUAUGUGAUACAGUGAAAGAUCAACCUGCGUGCUUUGAGAAACCGACAUCAGAGAUAUUUUAUAAUACAAUCAAGAGCAAAGCGCCCAUUCUAAAAAAUUUUGCCUGGACAUCAUUGCGAAACAAGAUGCAAGCCAUACGGGCAUGGUACUUGGAGACUUUACAGUGGAAAGAGAAAGGCAUCGACCCUACAUUGGUGGUCAACUCCAAAAGAUUGCGUAAUAUCGUGAAGUAUGUUGAAAAGUUAUCGCCCUUUUGGGAUACACUCGGUGCUAUUUUUAACCACAACAAAAUUGGUAGACCAAGUGUGGUGUAUGACACCGCUCAAGACGUUGAGCUGAAAACAAGUACUUUCGAUAGUAGUUCCAACGAUUCAAACGACGUUCAAUUAGUACUGAAGUAUGAGGCUACUGAUCCACAGUAUUCAACAUCGCAGAGCUCAUCCGAUUUUACAACAACGAUUGUCAACAGGAGCACCUUGGAGACUCAAACAAUGCCACAGAGCAUUAUGGAAGCUACACAAACCAUCGCUGAUAAUAGUGCAGCUACAACAACAACAACUCCGCCAAAUACAGACACUAGCAAUCGCAACGGUUUAAUUGACGACAAUUUGGAAUUUAUCAAGCUUGAGCCUGACAGUCCACAACCUUCAAUGUCACAGCGCUCAAUAAAUUUUAAAUUGAGUCCACGUGAGACUGCGCAACCAUUGCAAAAUUCGCAGUUGAUUAAAGAACAGAACUCAACAUUGGAAAGGGAAAAAAUAGAAUUGGAAAGUGAAAAGCUUAAAAUAGAAAGAGAAAAAUUAGAACUAGAAAAAGAAAAAGUGCGAAAUGAUUUUGAGCUGAAAAAAUUAGCAUUACAAAACGAAUUUGAGUUAAAAAAAGUCGAAAUUGCAUUACGCGUGGAAGCCGAUGAGAGAUUAAAAAGAUAUGAAAUUGACUUAAAAUCUUUUAAGCCCUUGGUGGAAAUGGGCUCUAAAGUUUCCUGUAACAUCGGCUCAUAUAAACGCCGUAUAAUUGAGAAUUUCAAGCAGUUCACUCCGUUGCGUUACUUUCAUUAUAGCCAGAGAGGUAAGCUUUUAUUCUGCUCGUUGGGGAUGAAUUUCCAAAAUAAUUUCAAUGCGGUAGCAAAUACAUCAAAAACAAAUUCUAAUAACAAACGUGGUAACAUCGAAGCUAGAAUUGAAGCGCGACGAGCAUGGAGAAAGGCGUACAUGAAGAAAUAUCGGGCUCGAAAAAAACGUCAGACCGAUAUUGUACUCGAUCAAGUUAGUGCUAAAUUUUCGAGGGAUACAAGUGAAGAUUCAACGCCUAAUGAAUAUCUGGGUAUGCUGCAGCAAAGAAAUAAGAAAGCACCUGCCCGCUCACGAAACUACCAAGAUCGGCAAAGAAAUAGGAACAGUGCACUAGCACCUGCCUACUUCCAAUCAAUUGAAACAGACACAAUAUCUGAGCCUGAUUCCUACCAUUCAAAUGACGGUAAAUUAGUGCUGAAGUUUGAGGCUGCGGUUCCGCAGUCUUCAACGUCGCAGGCCUCAUCCGAUUUUAAUACAACGAUUGCCAAUAGGAGCACCUUGGAGAGUCAUACAAUGCGACAGACCAUUAUGGAAGUUACACAAACCCCCACUCACAAUAGUGUAGCUACAACAACAACCACUCAUAAUGCGCAUGCUAGUGAUCACAACGAUUUAAUUGAUAAUAAUUUGGAAUUUAUCAAGCUUUGGCUUGGAAGUCCCCAACCUUCAACCUCGCAGAGUCCGUUUGAUAGCGCGCAACAAUUGCAAAAUAUGGUUUUCAAUAAAGUACAGAAUUUAGCAUUAGAAAAAGAACAAGUAGAAUUGGAAAGGGAAAAACUUAAAAUGGAAAGAGAAAAAUUUAAGUUAGAAAAAGAGAAAGUGCGUAAUGAUUUUAAGUUGAAAAAAUUUGCAUUAAAAAACGAACUUGAAUUAAAAACAGCCGAAAUCGCAUUACGCGCAGAAGCCGAUGAGAGAUUAAAAAAAUAUGAAAUUUACUUAAAAUCUGGUUAAAUGAAAUCUAAUGUUAAAUAUCUAGUAUUUAGAAAUACAUACAUACAUACAUAUGUAAAUACAUACGUAAAAUUUAAUACAUAUGUUUUUAAUAAUAUUAAAAUAACGCAAAUUUAUAAUGUUUUUUCGAAAUUAAAUUCUUGGAAGUUUGACAAUUUGAAAUACCGUUAAUUUUACAUUUAAAUAUGUUUUAAUAUUAAUUUACAAGCCUACUAUGUACAUACAUACAUACAU